CAGAUCUCUGCGCAGUUUAUCUCCCGGGCUUCCAAGUCAGCGCAGCCGUGCGUUGUUUGGGCUGCAGCUGUGCAAAUUCCCUUUUCGGAAAGCCUUCUCUGCCGAGGCGAGAAAGGCUGGCUCAAAGGGGAUCGAGGUACCCCAAGCCUCCUUGACUUGGUGCCAAAAUAAACCCAGCAAAGGCAGCUUACAGAAGAAGAACGGGGCUGCUGGUCAGAUCAAAGGGGACUCGCCCAGUCCAAGAUGCUGUUGUCACAAAUGGGAAACCUGAAUCGAGGACGUGAGUGCAGAGGCAACUCUCCCCAGUGCUCUCACUGGGUAAUAAUAAUAAUAAUACAGUGGUAACGCUUCAGGUUACAUACGCUUCAGGUUACAGACGCCACUAACCCAGAAAUAGUGCUUCAGGUUAAGAACUUUGCUUCAGGAUGAGAACAGAAAUCGGGCUCUGGCAGUGCAGCAGCAGCAGGAGGCCCCAUUAGCUAAAGUGAUGCUUCAGGUUAAGAACAGUUUCAGGUUGAGUACGGACCUCCGGAACGAAUUAAGUACUUAACCUGAGGUACCACUGUAAUAAUAAUAAAUUUUAUUUAUACCCCGCCCUCCCCGGCCAGAGCCGGGCUUAAGGCGGCUAACACCAGUAAAAAUUACAGUAAAAACAUAAUAAGGCGUAGGAACCAAUUUAAAAUACAGGUUAAAAUGCAGUUUAAAAUGAAGCCUCAUUUUAAAAGUAGCCCAUAGAUCAAGACCAUAAGGGGAGGGAAACAGAAGGGUCAGACUGAGUCCAAACCAAAGGCCAGGCGGAACAGCUCUGUCUUGCAGGCCCUGCGGAAAGUCCCGCAGGGCCCUGGUGUUGUGUGACAGAGUGUUCCACCAAGUUGGGGCCAGUACUGAAAAGGCCCUGGCCCUAGUUGAGACCAAUCUAACCAUCUUGCGACUUGGGACCUCCAAGGUGUUGUCAUUUGUGGACCUUAAGGUCCUCCGCGGGGCAUACCAGGAGAGGCGGUCCCGUAGGUACGUGGGUCCUAGGCUGCAGAGGGCUAUGAUGAUGCCUCUUCCUUUUCUGGAUGGAGACUAGAAAGGACCCCGACUCAACUGCCACUGUUAACAUGUGCCAUGUGAUACCUGUUCCACAUCCAGAAGAAAUCAAGUGUAGUGACAAGGACACUUUGGAACUCCCCGCCUAGUGACACCAGGCUGCUUCCUCCCCUUUACUCUUUUCAGCACCCGCUAAAAACAUCCCCCCCCCUACAAGCCUACCCAGACACAUGGAACGUUGAUGCAUGCCUUAAUUCUGUUUUUAAUUUAUUGCCAGUUUUGGUUUUUGAAUGUUUUAAGGAGUUAUCUUUACUGAUAAUUUUCUUGUUCUGUUCUCAUUGCAAACCGUUUUGAGGUUUGUUUGUUUACAAUCAAGCAGUGUAUAGGUUUUAUGAAACAAAUGAAUAAAUUGUCUGCACCCUUGCCACCCCGGACAUAUCGGGGUAGAAUUUAUAAAUGAAAUUGUUAAACUACGGAACUCCCUCCCACAGGAGACAAUGUUGGCCCCCAACUUGGAUGGCUUUAAAAGAGGAUUGGAUGAAUCCAUGGAGAUGAGGGCUGUCCAGGGAGGGAGCUAGCCAUCCACUGCCCACAUGGCAAGCGUGGGGGGGCGCUGCUAGCCACCCACAUGGGGAGCAUCCCUAGCCGCCUGCAACCCACACGGCGAGUGUCAUGGGGGCCACUAUUAGCUGCCUGUGGCAGCAUUGUCCCUAGCGGCCCACCGCCCGCUCAGCAAGCAGGGGGUGUGUGUGGCAUGGCGAUGUCACCCACCCUCACGGCUGAUACCCAGUGCCCACCUUCCUCCGCCGGUGGGCCUGUCAAUGACUACUAGGCAAGAUGGUUCUGCUCUGCCUCCACAAGAGGCAGCAAUGGUAAUCUUGCCCAGAAUGGAAUGCCAUAAAAGGUCUCCCACCUCUCUGAUCUAGUAUAUUUGGAAAUAUUUUAUUUUUUUUAAAAAAAUAAUAUUUAUUACUUUUCCAACAAUUUAAACACUACAAAAAAAGAGAACAAUACAAUACAAUACAAAAACACUACAUAACACUAACACAUUAAACUAACAAAACAAAACAAAAACCGUUUAAAACACAUCAAACAAUUUCAAUAUCUUAUCUUUCAUUCACUUAUUUCCUUGACCUCCUCACACCUCCCUUUUUGUAUUCCACUUCUAUUAAUUGUUUCAGCAAUUCCUUUCCAUCUUCCUCUGUUUUCUAUCCUAUAAUUAUCUUAACACAUUCUAACCUUAUUUUUUCCUUUAAUACUCUAUUAAUCUAUUUAUACUUAAUUCCUUAUAACAUUUCUACUAAAGCCAUAUAACUUCAUUCCAACAUUUUCUAACAUUCGUUAAUUUUACAAUAUUUCUGUAAAUAGUCUUUAAACUUUUUCCAAUCUUCUUCCACCGACUCUUCUCCCUGGUCUCGGAUUCUGCCAGUCAUUUCCGCCAGUUCCAUAUAGUCCAUCAACUUCAUCUGCCAUUCUUCCCGGGUGGGUAAAUCUUGUGUCUUCCAAUACUUCGCGAUAAGUAUUCUUGCUGCUGUUGUUGCAUACAUAAAAAAAAGUUCUAUCCUUCUUUGGCACCAUUUGGCCGACCAUGCCCAGGAGAAAGGCCUCUGGUUUCUUCAGGAAAGUAUAUUUGAAUAUCUUUUUUAUUUCAUUAUAAAUCAUCUCCCAGAAUGUCUUAAUCCUUGGGCAUGUCCACCAAAGGUGAAAGAAUGUACCUUCAGUCUCAUUACAUUUCCAACAUUUAUUGUCGGGCAAAUGGUAAAUUUUUGCAAGCUUGACUGGUGUCAUGUACCACCUAUAAAUCAUUUUCAUUAAAUUUUCUCUUAGGGCAUUACAUGCCAUGAAUUUCAUACCUGUGGUCCAUAACUGUUCCCAGUCAGCCAUCAUUAUGUUAUGUCCAACAUCUUGUGCCCAUUUAAUCAUAGCUGAUUUCACCAUUUCAUCCUGAGUAUUCCAUUUCAACAGCAAGUUAUACAUUCUUGACAAAUUCUUGAUUUUUGGUAGUAUAUUUAGAAAUAAAUAAAUCAUGAAAAGAAAAGUUCUGCUAAGUUUCCAGAGGUCUCUUCUCCAAAGGCAGUCAAAACCUGGCAAGUAUUCUCCCUAUAAAACUUCACUCCUCAUGGAAGUGGGGAGCAUGCAAAGAUAUAUUUUGUUGUUGUUGUUGAGUCAUUUAGUGAUGUCCGACUCUUUGUGACCCCCUGGACCAGAUCAAGCCAGGCCCUCCUGUCUUCCACUGCCUCCUGCAGUUUGGUCAAACUCAUUCUAGUAGCUUCGAGAACACUGUCCAACCAUCUUGUUCUCUGUCGUCCCCUUCUCCUUGUGCCCUCCAUCUUUCCCAACAUCAGGGUCUUUUCCAGGGCGUCUUCUCUUCUCAUGAGGUGGCCAAAGUCUUGGAGCCUCAGCUUCAGGAUCUGUCCUUCCAGUGAGCACUCAGGGCUGAUUUCCUUCUGAAUGGAGAGGUUGGAUCUUCUUGCAGUCCAUGGGACUCUCAAGAGUCUCCUCCAGCACCAUGAUUCAAAAGCAUCCAUUCUUCAGCGAUGAGCCUUCUUUAUGGUCCAGCUCUCACUUCCAUACAUCACUACUGGGGAAACCAGAGCUUUAACUCAAAGAUAUAUCCAUAGGGGCAAAUCAUGCAAGACAGGGAUAACCAGGUGCACAACCAUAAGGUGGGGACACCUGACUUAAGGCAGUACACGACGUGAAAAGGAUCUAGGGGUGCCAGUGGACUGCAAACUGAACAUGAGCCAAAAGAGAGCAGUAAUAAUAAUAAUAAUAAUAAUAAUAAUAAUAAUAAUAGACCCUUGGGUUCACUUCCAACCCUACUUUGCCAAUUCCAUGCAGAAUCACAAAAUCCUGGCUUUAAAAUGCAGCAUCGUAGUCACCCUGAAGCUGCGGUCAAAGGCAGGAAAAGGUGAGAAGGUUAUUUUCCAGUCUUUGCUUGCAAGUGGGAGAGCUGCAGCCUCAUGUUAGCAGCCCAGCAUUUGAUGGUAUUUGGAUUUUCCCCUCCAUUGCUUUGGCACGUGCGUGUGGGGGUUUUUUGUGUGUGUGUGUGACACGCAUUUGCAUCCUGGCAUUGAGCCUGACCUGAAACCAAAGGCCUUUCUGGGCUGAUAAUGCGAUACAUGUAAUGAGGCGAGGGACACUGAGCGGUCGUUGCACUUCCGGGCAUCAAGGGCAGCAGGAGGCGAUGCCAGCUGGUCCACGAGUGGAGAGGGUUCAUUUGGGAGAUAAACAACUGCAAAGGAGUCACACAGCUCCUUGCAUGAAGAAGACGCCCCUUCAAUUCUCCAUGGAGGUACAAACUUAAUAAUAGCAAACUUAAUAAUAUUAAUAAUUCCAUUACAGUGGUACCUUGGUUCUCAAACGUAAUCCGUUCCGGAAGUCCGUUCCAAAACCAAAGCGUUCCAAAACCAAGGCGCGCUUUCCCAUAGAAAGCAAUGCAAAACAGAUCAAUCCGUCCUGGACUUUUAAAAACAACCCCUGAAACAGCAAGUGAACAUGAAUUUUGCUGUCUAACGAGACCACUGAUCCAUAAAAUGAAAGCAAUGAACAAUGUACUGCAGUCACACAAUCAAUCAAUCAAUCAAUCAGUAGCUGAACCAGGUUCCACACAGUCACAAAAAAAGAGCCGCAACAACAAAAAUGCAGAAUAAAUAGGCACUCAAAAUGGAAGCGUAACACUCAAAACGGAGCACGUUUGGAUUCUGAAAUAAGUCCGCAAACCAGAACACUUAUUUCCGGGUUUGCAGUGCUUGGGUUCCACGUUGUUUGAGUACCAAGGCAUUUGAGAACCAAAGCACCACUGUAUUUAUACCCCACCCAUCAGGCGGGGUUGCCCCAGCCACCCUGGGCAGCUAAAACCCCUUUAAUUGUUAUUCCUGCUUCUCUCAAGACUGCAGUUGCGUCUGUGAAGGAGAAGAGGCACCCCUCAUUGAAUUCUCAACCGUUUCACCAACCUGCUGGCCCCUGAUUCCUUGUGAGAGGCUGUGAUCCUCUCUGCAUGGUAUUUUGUGUUUGUGUCUAUAUCCCACCUUUGGGUGGCAUACAUGGUCCCCACCCCUCCUCAUUUAGUCCCAACAACAGGCCUGCCAGGUAGGCUAGACUGAGAAGCAGGCAGUAACUGGCGUCCAAGGUGACCCAGUGAGCUUCAUGGCUAAGUGGGGAUUCAAACCCUGGUCUCCCUGGUCCUAGGUUGACACUCUAACCACUACAGCACGCUGUCUCAUGGAAUGAGGCGAUGGAAUCCUGGGCUGAACUCCUUGAAGAUGCUGGUGAAGAUGGGUGGGGGAGUUGUUUUGAAUGCCCCACCUACAUUAUAGUAGUUCCCUGCAUGUAAUAAACUAGCAAGUCAGCAUUUCCCAUUGACAUGAAAUAGGAGGAGGAAACAGUUGGCAAAAAUGAGAUUUCAGGAGCACAGCUCUUAAGCUAAGGAUACCAGACUUUUUUCAAAGAAUCCGGGGACACUUUAAAAAAAAAGGGGGGGGGAGUUAUUUUAAAAAAUAAUUUUAUUUUUUUAAAAAAGAAGUAAUCUCUUCUGUGGUCUCCUCUGUUGGGCAGCCUUCCUCUGGGCCCUGGCCUGCUCUCUUGGACCAUUAGCCACAGAGGAGUAGACUUGGGCUUGGCCAUGUGUCCUUGUCCUCCCAGUGCUCUCCUACCUCUCCUCCUCAGCGGUGGCAGUGGCGGCACGGCAAGGUCGGGGCUCCCCUCUUUUUUCUCCUUCCUCUUUCUCUUCCUUCUCCUUCUCCUUCUCCUUCUCCUUCUCCUUCUCCUCUCCUCCUUCUCCCUGCGUUCGCUCAGGGGUUUUCCUGGCCCCAGAACGCCACUGGGAAGUCAGCCGAGUGGCUGGGCGCUCUUGUUCCCGGCUCAAUUUGGGUCACAGAGUGAGUGUGUCAGCGGUUCCCCCAGUUGACGCGCUGGGCACCCCCAGUUCUCCCUUGGCAGUGGCAGUGGCGGCAGCAGUCUCAGCAGCCUGGAGCCAGCCUGGUAGCGCAGUUGGCUCUGGCUGGCUUCAGGAGCUGCUCACUGCCAUGGUACCCACCAUUUUGCCUCGCCGAAAGUCCCCAUAUGAUGUGUCUUGUGCCGUUGAACCGAUCACGCAACAUUCAUUCCCUGCUAAUAAAUCUACAACACUUAAAAUAUAAAUCCGGGGACAUUAAAUGAGAUCCGGGGACAUUCCGGGGACAGAUUUGUAAAUCCGGGGACUGUCCCCGGGAAACGGGGAUGUCUGGUAACCAUAUCUUAAGCACGAUGGUGGAAGGAGGGACAGGCAUGGAGCAAGAAAAGGCAGGAAGUGUCUGAGAGGGCAAGAAUGGAAGAAUAUGAAUAUAAGAAGCCGCAGAAGGAAGAUGGCCUUCACUGCCUUCUGUGGGAAUGGGUUCCACAGUUUAAAGGACUUUCCUUUAUUGGGGUCCUGAAUCUUCCAGCCUUCACCUUCACGGGAUGCCCCCAAGUUCCAGUGCGACCAGCCUCCCUUGCCCUUUCUCAUUGCACUCUUGGCUCGAGGUUUAAAACGCAAUAACCCUGGUUUGGCCGCUGUAGCUCUCAGCGAGGAACCAGGAGGAAUGGAAUUAAGGUCUCGGUUCAUUAAGUGAACAUGGAACACAAAGCAGCAGUUUAACUGGAGGCAGUAAUCGUCAGCUCAUUGUCAUUAGCUGGCUAAGCAGAAAGAGGAAGGGCAAUGGGAGGCACAGAGCAGAACUUUGCUGCAGCCUCAUGGACUAGAGAGACUAGAGGAGCCUCAGAAUCAUAGAAUUGUGGACUUGGGAGGGACCCUGAGGGUCAUCUAGCCCAACCCCGGCAAUGCAGGAAUUUGCAGCUGUCUCAUAUGGGGCUCAAACAUCCUGUGUAGGGCAGAAUUCAGCAUACAGUCAUACCUUUGUUGUCGAACGCCCUGGAACUUGGAGGUUUUGGCUCCUGAAUGUCACAAACCCGGAAGUGACUGUUCUGGUUUGCGAACUAUUUUUGGGGAACCAAACGUCCAACAGGGCUUCCACAGCUUCUGAACAUUUUGGAAGUCAAACGGACUUCCGGAACGGAUUCCGUUUGACUUCCAAGGUACGACUGUAUAUUGGGAACAAUUUGGUCUCCUAGAACAGCAGCACUGGGUUCAACAUAGGGAUGGGCAAAUCUAUGGAAGAAGCUUUGUAAGUUCUUUUAGAUCAGCGGUGGGGACAUUGAGUGGGGACCCCUAACGUUCUGCCCGGACACCGAGGUCCAGCUCCGAGGGCCUUCUGGCAGUUCCCUCAUUGCGAGAAGUGAGGUUACAGGGAACCAGGCAGAGGGCCUUCUCGGUGGUGGCACCCACCCUGUGGAACACCCUCCCUUCAGAUGUGAAAGAAAUAAACAGCUAUCGUAUCUUUAAAAGACAUCUGAAGGCAGCCCUGUUUAGGGAAGUUUUUAAUAUUUAACGCUGUACUGUUUUUAACACUUGAUUGGGAGCCGCUCAGAGUGGCUGGGGAAACUCAGCCAGAUGGGCGGGGUAUAAAUAAUAAAUUAUUAUUAUUAUUAUUAUUAUUAUUAUUAUUAUGCAACUGGAACCCCAGUUUAUACUACAUUCCUGCUAAACAGGGUGAGGAUCUGCCUAACUAAAACAGUGAUUGGUACUCGAGUUUUUUGAUCCAAAGCCUACUGGUCGAAUACAAAUGUGGAAGGGUCAACAUUAAUGUGACAUAAAAUUUGGGCAAACAAAGCACCAAUUUCAAUAAGUGGAGAUACGUUUUCUUUUCUUUUCACGGUCUGCAUCUGUAUUGGGUUCGAGAUUGUUUUUAUGCAUGAAAUUGUUACUGUGCAUGUGCUUAUGGUUGACAUUAUUUUGUUAAAUACCAAUGAGAGGUUUCACAGGAUGCUAAGGCCCAUCCUGUGACAAGUGAGGUUGGGGGGUCAUGAUGCCGGGGUGUGGGGUAUGGGGGCAGCCAGGAGGCAGAGCCUGGGAAGGUGAGAAAUGCCAUCGCCACAAAGGUCAAAGGCAAUAGGAAGAAGAGGAGCAGGAAGAAGAUAGCAUCUCCAUGCCUUUUCUUAUCCUGCUCUGGGGACUUUUAGAUAAAGCCACUUCUGCCCUUCAAAGGAGGUGGAGUUGCGGUCUUCAUGGCCCCACCACGUGUGCAGCAGCUGGGGGGAUUCCCGGCCACGUCAUCCCCUGGCCAGCCAACCAGAUGGCUCUGGGGGCGUGGCCUGCCCUACUUAAGGCAGGACGCGGCUGGGGAUCGCCCUCUUUCCCCGCCUGCCAGCUGUUCCUGUUUCCCACCCUCCCGCCCUAUAGGGUUUUCAUUCCUUGACCUUGCUAUGGACCUUGCUUGGUCGCCGUUGAGGGGCCUGGUAGGAAUUUUUCCACUUGGCAAAUUGGCACCAGCCACUUGGUUUUCGCCCACCUCGUAGCAAAUCAUCACAACUUUCUUGGUAUUGGCGGCUGGGCAUUGGUAUUGCUCUGUAGAUGGAAGAGGGGAGGAAGCGCCAUCACCUGCCCCACAUAUUGAAGGGUAGUCAGGUAAAGGAUUCCAGGGGGCGUGGCCCUGUCCAAAGCCUGGGGAGGUGAGGGCCUAAGGCACGCCCCCUAUCGGUGACCCCGGGGGAGUUCCUAGUUGAUGUGCAUCAGCCGGACUCCCCCUACUGGAGAUUGACCCUUUCCGGACUUCAAUCGGACAGGCUGAAGAUGGAUAUAGUCGGUUAGGACCAAUGCCUAAGCCAAUACCGCUCAUCACCUGUAACCAAUAAAGUUGUGGCCUUAUUUAGCCCAUUAACCUUAAUAAUUGUGUCAUGUGCCAUUAUUUCCACGGGGAGGGGGACUGGUCAUGCAACGCCACUCAGCACAAAAUAAAUUGAAGAUACAGCUCUCCCUCUCCCUCUCUUCAGCAACAGGUCACAAUCCACAGAGUACCAAACUGACCAGCCGCUGCUUGGAGUGGGGGAAGGAAGAACAGCCACCUCCUCAAACAUCACUUUUAAGUUCCAAAGAGAUGGCUGAAUGGCCCGCAAAGGCAAGGCGGAGUCCUGUGGCCCCUUAAAGGCUAAUGCGUUUAUCUUAUCAGACGCCAUCGAUCGUGGGCACAGCGCAAAGAGGAGAGUGGAGGGCCUUUUUUCACAAAGUGCAGCCGAAAGGUCAGAGCAAGCGAGGGAUUACAUUGCAGAGCAUCGAGGGAAUCAAGGUCGUGCCACAUAUAUAUAUGAUCUUAUCUGAGGGAGUGUGACCUAACUGGCAAAACAAGAUGCAUAUAGAAUACGAAAACAGCUCACAGGGGACAAUGACUUUCCGUAGCAAAGCAGCCCAAGCCCAGCUUCAGCCUCAGCCUGACGCUGCUGUAUUUGAGAAAUGAACUGCAACUCAGCAGAUUCGCCCGGCAGCCUCCUCCCCAAAGCCGGUUGUUUGUUUGUUUUGGAUCGAGCCUGUUACUAUCAAGGACAGCCGUGAUGCAAACCAUUUAAGCUGCAUCCCAAGCGCUCGUUUUCUCUUCCCUCCUGCACGCAUGGGCAAUUUAGUUUUCGUUUGGUUCUGUGUUAUGUAAUUUUGCAGUUUUAUAUUGGAAACUGCCCUCUGGUCCUCGGAUGAAGGGUGGGAUAGAAAGAAGAAGAAGAGGAGGAGGAGGAGGAGGAGGAAGAGGAAGAAAUGGGAAUAAUAGCACUGGCCAAGCUUACUGGGUUGUUGUAAAGACUGGGGAUGGAUGAAUCUUUUCGCUUCCGCUGGAGGCAGUGAUAGCUACUCUUAUGUCCCUCACUUUCUCCUGUUUCCCGAAUCUUAAAUUCCAUUCACCAUAUUGAUAUAUCAGCUUGUGAAUUUUCUUCAAAAUCCUCAUGAAAAUUCAGCAGCAUUUCUCCUAAUAGUCACAUUUAGCUGUGCAAUUUUGCCUGACGUACACCUUUUCUUUGAGGCAAGCUAUUCCCCACCCUGCCACCCCACUAACAUAAUGGAUUUCUGUAAUUCAUUUUCACUAAUAUGUGUGUUUUAAUGCACACUUUAUGGCUGUUUUUCAGUUUGCACCUGACUUUUGGGAAGCACAAAUUGCCCAGGUUUGCAUUAAGAUGCAAACUGUACCAACUUUCUCCUGCAUACCUAGGAAGGAUUACUAAGUUAUCUUUGUGAAGUGCUUUGACCAUUCAAAAAGAAGGUGGAUUGAGAGAGAGAGAGAGAAACUCUUGUUUGAUUUGAAAACUUGAAAAACAGGCAAACAUAAUUUUCUCCUGUUCUGUGCCUGUAUUGGUGUUCUACUCUCUGCAAAUUGAUUUCCUUAUGCCUUCAAACUGGAACUGCCCCUAUUUCUAAAUCCUCCCGUUGCUCCCCUUUCGGCAGUUUGCAAAAGAUGUGCCACUUUGCAAAAUAUUGCCUUUCCUUGCUUUAUCCUACAUAUCACAUACCUGCUUUCAUUUAAGAAGGCUUACCCUGAAGUGUGUGAUGGAAGAUUAAUUGAACAAAUCUCAGAAAUGGCUUUUUGCAGAGCAGCUGCCAGUCCGUGUGGAUGAUGCUGAGUUAGAUGGAUCAAGGGGACAGGGGGCGGGCAGGUGAGGAGGACUCCCAGGUCCUGAACAGGGUAACUGUGUCCCUGAAGGACAGGUGAGCAGCCUGGGAGUCAUUUUAGACUCACAGCUGUCCAUGGAGGUGCAGGUCAAUUCUGUGUCCAGGGCAGCUGUCUACCAGCUCCAUCUGGUACGCAGGCUGAGACCCUACCUGCCUGCAGACUGUCCUGGCAGAGUGGUGCAUGCUCUGGUUAUCUCCUGCUUGGACUACUGCAAUGCGCUCUAUACGGGGAUACCUUUGAAGGUGACCCGAUGGGGGUAUGUGUUUCUCUUUCUCUCAAAUCUACCUGAAGAUGAACCUCAGACCUUCUGCAUACAAGGCCACUGAGCUACGGCCUUUCCCCAAAUGGAUGCAAAAUGCUCCAACCUCCCCAUCUUAAGAAGGCAAAGCGCACCAUUUUGCCCAGACUUAAGUCUUCCAAGCAGCCCCACGCAGUGCAUGUUGACAGUUUCUAGCCUCAAAGGUAUAAAGGUGUAAAUUACAGUUGUGCUGGGAGAAACAGCCAUAAGAGACUUGUCUGGGGAGCCAUGUUUCUUUGUGUUUCUUACAUUCUAGCCUUCUGUCUAUGGAAUGGCACAGCGAAAUCCGUGUUUACUAUUAGUACUAGAUCAAUAAAUUAUUCUCCGAUUUCCACCUCUUCUGUCUGAAUGAGAUCGCUGCUUGCAAAAUUAAAAGGACGUGUUACUGCUGCUUUCCUCUAAUUGCAGGGCAUUUAGUAGUACCUUGCAAUAAAUCGCUUUUCAUCUAAGACAUAUUCUCCUCUAUCCAGUAACAAAUAUAAAUAAAAGUUGGUUCUAUUAAUCAAGCCACCCAGAGUGGUUGGGGGCAACCCAGUCAGAUGGGCAGCAUAUAAAUAAUAAAAUUAUUAUUAUUAUUAUUAAAAAAAAAAAAAGAAAGAAAGAAAUGGCUUUUUGCAUGUUUUGUGUUUUAUCUUGUUUUUAGAAUCUGUAUUUAUUCUUCCUUUUUUUUGUUACAGCUUGUAUCUUUGGCAGUUUAUCUAAUUUUUCCUCACACUGCUUUAAUAACCUCUGGUUAUUAAAGCUGGUUAGGAACAGAAGAACAGAAGAACAGACCAAGUACCCUUAUUUUCCAGGGACAUUCCCGGAUUUAAGGAAGCCGUCCUAGUUUCCAAUUUGAUCCUGGAAUGUCACCAUUUUCUUUUCUUUUUUCUUUCUUUCUUAUUUAUUGAUUCCAAAAAGAAAACAAUCAACAAAAACACUUUAACACAUUACAAAAAGAUAUAAUCGUUUCAUAAUACAUAUCUUCUAUGGCGACUUCCCAUCACCCCAGCAUGAUUCCUUAGUGCUUCUUGGUUUUUCGCACUUAUCUUUAUCACUAAUAAUACAUCUUAGUUCUCUUAGGUUUCUACGGUUUCCUACUUUCCUACAGAAGUCACUCCAGGCCUGCCAACGAGUUCAGGUUUUCGCAGUGCUCCCUGAGAUACUUUCUAUACAUGUCCUAUUCCUUCAUAAAUGUUUGUUCAGUCAGGUCCCUUGAUUUUCCCAUCAUUUUUGCUAGUUCUGCAAACUCUAACAGUUUUGAUUGCCACUCCAGUUUAGUCAGUAUUACAUCUCCUUUAGAGUUUCUAGCUAUUAGAAUUCUUGCUGCCAUGGUGACAUAGAGAAAUACCUUCCUCCCCUUUUUUGGUAUAUCCGUGUCUAUUUAAGGGCAAGCGGGAAUUGUAGAACUGAAUAUUCCUGCAUUGCAGGGGGUUCGACUAGAUGACCCCAGGGUCCCUUCCAGCCCUAUUAUAUUCUAUUAUUCUAUUAUUUAAAAAGUUCUUCAAGAGCAGCCCCUCUGAGUGUCCCUGAUACAGUCAUACCUCAGGUUACAGAUGUUUCAGGUUGCGCAUUUUUGGGUUACGGUCUCUCCGAAACCUGGAAGUACCUGAACAGGUUACUUCCAGGUUUCAGUGCUCGUGCAUGCGCAGAACCGCUAAAUCAUGCUUUGUGCAUUUGCAGAAGCAUCGAAUCACAACCCACAUGUGCGCAGGCGCGGCGCUACGGGUUGCGAACGCUGCAGGUUGCGAACAUGCUUCCUGCACGGAUCACGUUCGCAACCUGAGCGUCUACUGUAUAUGAUUUGAUUCCAGAAUGUCCCGCUUUUCCUCAGGGUCUGGAGUUAUGUGACCCCUGAGCCAAGGAGAUAAGCAACUAUACAACCUUAGAAGACAGUGGAAGGCAGACCUGUAUAGGGAGGUUGUUUAAUGUUCAGUGUUUUAUUAUGCUUUCAUAUAGGUUGGAAGCCACACAGAGUGGCUGGGGAUACCCAGUCAGAUGGGUGAGGGAUAAAUAUAACAACAACAACAUAGGACAUCCCUAUUUUCAUUGGAGAAAUGUUGGCAGGUAUGCAAGAACAGCUUCCAGGAUCACGCCAAUUGCCCAUCUACUUCAGCAUCCACAGAGGCCAACCACAUACCUGUGGAAAACCACCUCCUCCUCCUAUUUUUGGUGCAUAAAGGAUGGCAGUUCGUCUUCCCCCUGUGCCUCCACACCUGAAAGAAUUUUAAUCCCAAAUUCAUUAAAAAUAACGGCGGUGAUGCAGUUUACCCAUUUGCAAAGGGGUGCUGUCCUGUCUGCCGGCGUGCACUGUCUGAUUUUUUUUUUAAGGAAAGGACUUUUAAGAGUGCUGUGCUGUUUUUUCCAUUUGCAUUUUAAUAUAUUUCUUUUUAUAUAUAUUGUUUUAAUUCAAUUAGAAUUUAAUUACUUUUUAGUGUUUAUAUCAUAGACUCAGGGAUUUUUUUUAAUCUUUGAAGUUUUAUUCUCUUUUAAAUGUUCUGUUGAAAGCCGCCCAGAGUGGCUGGGAAACCCAGCCAGAUAGGCAGGGUAGAAAUAAUUUGUUGUUGUUGUUAAAGAUCUAGAAGGGACCAUGAGCAUCAUCUAGUCCAGGGGUGGCCAACUCCCAACAGACUGUGAUCAACUCACAGAGUUACAAACUGGCUGUGAUCUACCCCCUUUCGGGGGGUUCGGGUCAAAGUUGUUCAGUUUUUUCAGGGAGGAGGUAAAAUGUUGAGCUUUUUUUAGGGGAGCCACAGUUGUUCAGCUUCUUGGGGGGUGGGGUGGAAUGAUCUACCAGUGAUCCACCGCAGAUGUCCAAUCUACCUGUUGGACAUGCCUGAUUCUAGUCCAAAGAUUCUGCAAUGCAGGAAUCUCUUUGCCCAUCGUGGGGCUUGAACCCCCCUCCCCCUGAGAUUGUUUUUAGUUUCUUCUAUUUUAUCUGUGCUGUUUUAAUUUGUGUAAGCUGCCUUGAGUCUAUUAAUAUUACAAUAAUAGUGAAUGUGAAUUGAAGCAGGGGAUCAUGGGAAACAGAGUUUCUGCCGUGAGCACGAAGAAACAGAGAGAAAAAUGGUGCCAAUAUCAUUUCAUUGGCUGCUCCAAAUUUGUGGGAAACCAGGCAAGAUUGCCAUUGCAGGUGUUCGUGUUGGAGCAAUACCUCAACCAUGAUGGGACCUGAUUAAAGGCCUCCCCGUGAAGCCAUCGUUAGGUAACAGCACCUCAGGUCACCUGCGGUCAGAGAAGGAUAUUUGCGAGAUAGUAAAUAUUUGAGGUCCACACUCUUUGUGGCCAACAAGCCUGGCAUGGAAGUAGGAGAGGCCUUGACAUUUGCAAGGGGAAAUGCAAAUCUGGGACAUCUUUGGUUGUGUUUUGCAUAGCGAAUGUCAGCCCAGCGCAAAUCCCCAGCUGCCUUGGUUAGGAAUUUCAGUGAACCCGAACCGCUAUUCAAACCAUGCCAGGGAGCCUGAUACAGAGAGACAGGCAGAGAGGAACAGCCUCUGUUCCUUUCAUUUAAGACACCCCAGUGGAAAACAGGAGGGAUGCAGCCAAAGAAAUUCCAUGGAGAAUGGAGAGCCACCUCACCAACCCCACCAGCUGCCCUGUCAGCUGUUUUAAGGCAAGAUCCUUCGCUGGCACCUCUGGGAAUCUGGAGUCUCCAAUGGGCAGCCAGCUGCUAACCCCUGAUACAAAUCCGUUCGUGAGUCAUCCACUCUGCCUUUGAUCUGCUUCCAUGCCACGGCCAUAUUUCUUGGUCCUUGGCUAUGCCAGGACCACAAACACGAUGGUUACCAUGGCCAAGACAGCAGCCUCUGCCCAUCUCUAGACAAGAUUUCUAAUGCAAUUCUGGGCUGCGUCAACAGAAGAUACAGUGUCCAGAUCAAUGAUGUAAUGGUCCCAACCAGCGCUUAAAGAAAUUAAAAAAUGUUUAGGGGUACUCUCAUUUUCCUACUCAUAUUGAAAUACUGCCCCUCAUUGAGGCCAAACUUAGAUUCACAAAAUGUUUAGGGUAUGUGUACCCCUGCGUACCCCCAGGGGGAAAAAGGACUCAUCCUGACUCCUAGUCUGUUAUGCCUUGGUCAGACCCCACCUGGAGUCCUGUGUCCAGUUCUGGACACCACAAUUUAAGAAGGAUGUUGACAAGUUGGAAUGUGUUCAGAGGAGGGUGACCAAGAUGAUAAUAAUAAUAAUAAUAAUAAUUAUUAUUAUUAUUAUUAUUAUUAUUAUUAUUAUUAUUAUUUAUAUCCCGCCCUCCCCAGCCAAAGCCGGGCUCAGAGCAGCUAACAACAGUAAAAGUAACGCAGUUUACAUAAAAUCACAAUCAAUUAAUUGAAAUACAUUCUAAAAUCAGUGCAUUCUAAAAUCAAUUCAGAAUCAAAUUAAUGGCAACCAUUGGGCUAGAGUUCUGUGAGGAUUACAGAAGGAGAGAGGGGGUCAGACUCUGCCUUGGCCAAAGACCUGGUGGAACAGCUCUGUCUUGCAGGCCCUGCGGAAAGAUGUCAAGUCCCGCAGGGCCCUAGUCUCUUGUGACAGAGCGUUCCACCAGAUCGGGGCCAUGGCCGAAAAAGCCGUGGCUCUGGUUGAGGCCAGCCUAACCUCCCUGUGGCCUGGGAUCCCCAAGAUGUUUUUGUUUGAAGACCGUAAGGUCCUCCGUGGGACAUACCAGGAGAGGCGGUCCCAUAGGUACGAGGGUCCUAGGCCAUAUAGGGCUUUAAAGGUUAAAACCAGCACCUUAAACCUGAUCCUGUACUCCACUGGGAGCCAGUGCAGCUGGUAUAGCUGAUGAAGGGUCUGGAAGCCAAGCCUGAUGAGGAACAGUUGAAGGAGCUGGAAUGUUUAGCCUGGAAAAGAAGAGACUGAGAGGAGAUAUGAGAGCCAUCUUCCAAUAUCUCAAGAGAUGUCACAUGGAAGUUGGAACAAGCUUGUUUUCUCCUGCUCUGGAGGGUAGGACUCGAACCCAUGGUCUUCAAAUGACAAGAAAGGCAAUUCCAACAAAACAUCAGGGGAAAUUUUCUGAAAGUAAGAGCUGUUCAACCGUGGAACGGUCUCCCUCGGGAAGACUCUCCUUCCUUUGAGGUUUCUAAGCAGAGGUUGGAUGGCCAUCUGUCCUGGAUGUUUUAGUUGAGAUUUCUGCAUUGCAGAGGGUUGGACUAGAUGACCCUUGGGGUCCCUUCCAACUCUGCAAUUCAAAACAAUGGAUUCAAAUGAGAAGAAAGGAUAUUCCAGCUAAAUCCCCACUCCUGCCACUCACCACCUGGCCCAGGGCGGGGCCUGAUGGGCUCUAUAAAGGACUUCUGCUGCCGCUGCUGCUGGACAGAGAGGGCUCCGUUUUGUGUUUUGUUUAAAUUGCUGUUAUUUUUUACCUAUGUCAUUUUAAACUGUGAUAUUAAUGCUGCAUUCUUAGUUUUAGAUUUUGAUUUAUGUGGAAAUUGUUUCCCAUUUGGUUGUGUAUUUUUUGAUGUGGUUUAUUUAUUGUUUUGUAAUUAUGUACAUUUUGUUAUGCUCUAAGCCGCCUUGAGCAUUGUUUUUUUAACUGUGGAAAGGUGGCAUACAAAUAAAAAACGAUGAUGAUGAUGAUGAUGAUGAUGAUGAUUAAACAUUAGUUGGGACUUUCUGAUGGUAAGAACAAUAAUGGAAUGUGCGACCUUGAAAGCUGGUGGGCUCUGCUUCAUUCAAGUUUUCAAAGCAGAGGCUGGAUCUGUCAUGGAUGCUUUAGUUGAGAUUCUUGUGUUGCACUGGGUUAGACUAGAUGAUCCUUGAGGUCUCCUCCAACUCUACAGUCCUAUGAGAAUGCUGACUGGAGGAGAGCUCCGGAAGUUCACCAAACCGUUUGCAGUUAUGACCCAGGAUCCCCUCCCAGCCUCCCACUUUAUCACCUCCAUCUCCCUUUCCUUUACACCCUCCAGGGAAAGGAGGAAACCAGUUCAACUUAGCAUGACGAGAGGACAAAUGGUUAUUUCUUGGGGUGCCAGAGUUUUGAGGAUGCAGGACACUCGUAAUUCUUGGGUUUAGUAAAAGUUCAAAUUCAUUGAGGUUUGAUUGAACUGUGCCAAAGGCUGCUAGGAUUUCAGGGUGAAUACUGUAAGCGAAGAGGGAAACAGUGUUCAUCUUGCAAGUGCUUUGGGGAGCAGGAUGGAGGGAGGAGCAGGAUCUGGGCUGGCUGGGGCAGCCUGUUUUAUGCCGCAGAGAAGAUCAGACAUGAUGUUUGACAUUUCUCAGAAUCUGACGCUGCAGCGAUGGGAAGAACACGACGUUCCUGAGAUGCGAAUGCUCUGCACUUUCUCCAAUUAAUGCAGGUUGUAAAUAUGUGCAAAUAAACCAUAUAUCUUAAAGACACUACAGACUCCACUGUGCCUCAGAGGCUCAAAGGAAAUACAAGCCCUGGUAAGCGUACCAGGACCCUGGAAUCUUGCAAUGCUCAGAGAUUUGGGUGGGACACUAUGAUUCAUCUCCUGCCUGCCUAUGCAAGGAAAAAAUAUUGGUGACGUUCUCCCUGCUUGCUUUUGCAGGACCAAAAUAAGAAGAACAAGAACAGUCGGGUUUUGGCAAUCUCUUCGUUGUGCAGAGACAGAAGAGCAGUUUGCUUCCUCUUGCCGUGAGUGUAAUGACAGCUUCUCCUGGUGAUCAGAUCAGACCUUGCGUUAUCCCAUUGACCUUCUUAAUCGCACUGUGCUCCUUGGCAAAGACGUGAGACGACAUUUGUGUGAGCUGCUCUGUGCUGAACAGGUAGUGGCUGAAGGAUACUGUCAGCACAACAGAUGCCUAAGAGAUGACAGAACAAGCUGUGGAUAUCAGAAUCAGCAAGGCUGUUCCCCCCCGCCCUCCAAGACCAGAGUCCACUUUAAGCCGAUAGAAGAAAAAGCAUCGAGUCAAAUUUAGUUUGCUAUUGUGAUGCAGAAUCAAAUGCUUCUUCAAAGGACAUCUAGCCCAACCUGCUGGAAAACCGCUCUUUUGGUAGCCUCCUUAAUUUUUUCCCUUUAAAACAGAGAUAGAAGCUCUUCGAAAUAAAGCAGAACUCGUGUCACCUGCUUCCCUGCUUCCUGAGUUUACAUUGCUGAGAAUCCCAUUAUGAACUGGGUCCCUGGUAGGUUUGAAAAAAUGCAGUGUGGAUGGGGGGGGAGGGGAGGAGAGAUGCUACCCACCCACAGAAAUAACUUCUGCUUGAAGUGCUUUUGUGCGCAAGUUUGCCUAACGCAUCUCCUGAGGAGCCUGAGAUGUUCUCAGUGCCUUUGAGGCUCCGGUUAAGUACCAAUUGCCAUGUUCCUGAAACACACUUAGCAGAUAGAAGUGUUUGUUUCCUUCCAUCGCUGGCGGAUUUUAUUAUCCUUCUGGCGUAUAAUCGCAUCCCAUUUGGGCUGUUUUCAUCUUUCUCUUAGACACAGCCCCAAAAGAGAGAGGAAACCUAUAAAGGAGGACAAAGAAAGGGGCUGCAAAAGAACAAGGGAGCCGCCAGGGAUAUGCCUUCAGCCUCGGGGCAACAAGGAUCAAUGGGAACCUAGGAGAGAUCAAGCCAGGUUCCCCCAACCUGGUGCCUUCCAGGUGCAUUGGACUACAACUCCCAUCAGCCCAUGCCAGUGCAGGUUCACCUUGUUUUGCAAGCCUGGCUAGUGCUGAAUGAGAAUCCUCCAGCACCCGCCUGAAACUGUCAUGGUCAUGGGGUGUCUGUGUGCGCAAAAAGAUGACCCCUUCGCCGAGGGUGUCUCUGGCGAAAAAAUCCUAAAUGAGCCGCAGUCUAGAAGAGACUUUGCUCGGUGUUUAUUUUUAACCAGCUGCAAAAUUCUGCACUGCACCGCUGUCUGCACCCUGAAUAGCUCAGUUGCCAGUUUACUGCCGUGAAUUGGUGAAUUUAUGGCGCUGAUGUCACACGCUUCGUUAAAGAUGCACACAUGAUGGUUCUCCCGUAAGGAGCUGACAAAGUGGGUGCUGUGAUUUCCCAGUGGUUUGGCUUCACCCUCGGAGGUGAACUCCAUUGUCUCUUGAGACAGAUGGUUGCCAAGAACAUCACCAGCCAUCAUCAUCACCAGCUCCUUCCCCUCCCUCCACGGGCCAAGUUUGACCAGCGCAUGAGGCCACCAUGCUGUCAAUCGGCUGAUGUCAUGGUGAUAUCAAUCGGUCAGUUUUUAUCCAUGCACUUUGACGUUAAGCAACAUUGGCGUGGUGGUGCUUGGGAGUUCUGGCAACCAGCUGAAGACUCAGGGAGGGGGUGAAACAGGGCAAGGAAAGUGGGUGGCUUAGGAGGGAGUCCUGAGAGCCUUCAAGGGCCCCUGAGGCUGAGGUUCCUCACUCCAGUUUUCUUUUUGCCCUGAUCCCUUUAAGACAUGGAUGAAUGAACAGAUAGAUCAGAUUCAAAACACCCUCGUGUUGCCCUAGUAAAGGUAAAGGGACCCUGACCAUUAGGUCCAGUCGCGGAUGACUCUGGGGUUGCGGCGCUCAUCUUGCUUUAUUGGCGGAGUACAGCUUCCGGGUCAUGUGGCCAGCAUGACUAAGCCACUUCUGGCGAACCAGAGCAGCGCACGGAAAUGCCGUUUACCUUCUCACCGGUGUGGUACUUAUUUAUCUACUUGCACUUUGACGUGCUUUCAAACUGCUAGGUUGGCAGGAGCCGGGACCGGGCAAUGGGAGCUCACCCCGUCUUGGGGAUUCGAACCACCGACCUUCUGAUCAGCAAGCCCUAGGUUCUGUGGUUUAACCCACAGUGCCACCUGCUUCCCUAAGCCCUAGUAGGGUGGACUAUAAAUAAGUUUGACAGACAUCCGUAGGAGAGGCUCUUAGCAUCCAAGGCAAGAACUAGGCAAGAUACUAUUUCCCCAGGGAGCUGCCAUCACGCUGCCAUUCUGGCAUCUGCCAAGGCUGACACCUUUCUGAGCAAAAUGCAAAAAAAAAAAAAAAAUUAAGAAGAAAGCAUACCAGGCCCUGGGCUAUAAUUUCUUCUGAGAGCACCGAGUAAUGGAAGGGGAUGGCUGAGGAGGAGCCAGCGCACCUGUAGUUGACAACGCCAUCGCUGCUGCUUUGAUGAGAAGAUUGGCUGUCUGUGGCAAGCGCUCCGAUAUGAAAGGCCUCAGUAAGGAAAGAGCUUCUGUGCAACGGACCCAUGAAAAUCAGGUCCUGCCUUGCCCUUCUCUCUGCGGGAGGUUAAAUCUUCCCAGUUUCCCCAAUCCGUGCCACCAUCUCAGGUGCUCAGCAACUUUUCGAAUGAGUCACACUAAGCUGGUGUGUGGGAAGGGAGGGGACAGAAAGCAAAUCUUCUUUGGCGAUCCCUCGUAGUUGAGUAAGGUUGUCUUCCAUAAACACGGUUUUAAAAGUGAGUCCGUAAGUGACUGUGGAGGCCAAUUCUGGAUCCACACUUCCUUCCAUAGUGGGGACAUUGGUUUCCGGGCAGGAGUUGAUCGCGGUGUGGAUUUGCCAAGCGUGCCUUCCUCUUAGCACAUUUCUCCCUUUCAUCCUGAAUUUGAGCAUCUUCAAAGCCCAUGACACCUUUGGUAAAGGCUGUUCUCCAACUAGAGUGCUCACAGGCCAGUGUUUCCCAGUUGUCGGUGUUUAUACUACGGUACAUUUUUUUAGCUUUGCCUUGAGACAGUCUUUAAACCUCUUUUGUUGACCACCAGCAUUACGCUUUCCAUUUUUAAGUUCGGAAUAGAGUGGUUGCCUUGGAAUACGAUCGUCAGGCAUCCACCAACAUGACCAGUCCAACAAAGCUGAUGUUGGAGAAUCAUUGCUUCAACACUGACGAUCUUUGCUCCUUCCAGGACACAGGUAUUAGUUCACCUGUCUUCCAAAGUGACAUGUAAAAAAUUUCGGAGACACCGUUGAUGGAAUAUUUCGAGGAGUUGGAGAUGGUGUUUAUAAGUGGUCCUCUCUGUGGGAGGUUAAAUCUUCCCAGUUUCCCCAAUCCGUGCCACCAUCGCAGGUGCUCAGCAAUUUUUUUGAAUGAGUCACACUAAGCUGGUGUGUGGGAAGGGGGGGGGGAGAGAAAGGGAGGGCCCCCUUCUCUGGACACAGGCUGUUCCAUCUUUUCUCUGUGCAUGGAUGGAAAAUUAGAUCUCCGCAGGAUCCUUUGUGUGCGUGUGUCAAGAAGCAAUUAUGUUAAGUACUUUGAAUAAAGCGAGGAUUGUCUGACAAACACUUGCUAUUUUUCCAAUCAUGCGCCUGCCGGUGACUACAAAAUGUGCCAGAACAGUGUUCUUUAUGGGAUGGAGUGUGCUCGCCUGGCAAUACGAAAAUAAGAGUUGGCUUUCGCGGUGGGAGAAGUGAUGUUGAUUAUUAUUUUAUUAUGAUGAUGGCUAUUUAUACAGAAGGCAUCAAGCCUGCACAGCCACCUAGCAGAGCUUUUCUGCAGGCAGGAGCUGACAGGUGUUUGGCGAAACGUAGUUUGCGAGUGCAUUGCAAAACAUUUGCUCACUUUAAAAUAAGGGAUAGGGGAUUGGUUCAGUUUGGUUCUUAGCUAGAUCAUACUUCUUCAUGCAUUGCACAAAAUGAGCUUACAGAUGAGCUGAGAGUUAAGAAGGGAAUGUACAGUAUGAGAAAUGGAAGAAAGGAGGAAUCACAAAGGAGGAGUAUAAACGAGGAGCCAACAGUUGCAGGGGAGAUGUCAGGCUGGCUAAAGCUCAGAAUGAGCUCAGGCUUGCAAGAGGGGUUAAAAAAGGUUUCUUCAGCUAUGUCCAAAGUAAGAGGAAUGUUAUGUACUGAGUUGAAUAGGAUCCAAAAUGCAGCAGUCUGAUUGGUCCUAGAACAAAAGGAUCCAGAAUGCAGCAACCUGAUUGGUCCUAGAACAAUCGGAUCCAGAAUGCAGCAGUCUGAUUGGUCCGCAGGAGCCACCCAAUCCAGCUCCAGGUGGAAGUGAAUCCGCAACCUACAGGAGAAUCCCGGAAUUAGCCAAUCACGUGGGGCCCAUUGUGUAAAUAAUGUAUAUAAAGCAGACAUUGUGGGGGAACUUCCAUUCCUUCCUCGCUACUAUGAGCUGAAUAAAGAACAUGAAAUCCACACUCGACUCCGAGUUUAUUUCAAGGAAGAUCAAGCAAGUGGUUGGUCCUCUGCGUCGGGAAGACGGAUAAAUGCUAUUGGAUGACAGAGAAAAGGCAGAACUACUCAACACCUACUUUGCCUCUGUCUUCAAAGGAAAGUAAUGCCCAACCUGGUGAUAACAAAAUAUAAUAAUGAUGGCGAUGCUACUAUUUAUACCCCACUCAUCUGACUGGGUUGCCCCAGCCACUCUGGGUGUCUUCCAACAUCUAUAAAAGCAUAAUAAAGCAUUAAGCAUUAAAUAACUUCCCUAUACAGGGCUGCCUUCAGAUGGCUCAGGGGUCGGAUAUCUCCAUACCCGCCAACAUUCCUCCAGUGAAAAUAGGGACGUCCCAUGGACUGCAAGAAGAUCAAACCUCUCCAUUCUUAAGGGAAUCAGCCCUGAGUGCUCACUGGAAGGACAGAUCCUGAAGCUGAGGCUCCAAGACUUUGGCCACCUCAUGAGAAGAGAAGACUCCCUGGAAAAGACCCUGAUGUUGGGAAAGAUGGAGGGCGCAAGGAGAAGGGGACGACAGAGGACGAGAUGGUGGGACGGUGUUCUCGAAGCGACCAGCAUGAGUUUGACCAAACUGCGGGAGGCAGUGGAAGACAGGAGGGGCUGGCGUGCUCUGGUCCAGGGGGUCACGAAGAGUCAGACACGACUAAACGACAACAACAACAACAAGGAAAAGCGGGACAUGCUGGGAUCAAAUCAGAAACUGGGACAGCCUCUGUAAAUCCGGAAACGUCCUUGGAAAAUAGGGACAUUUGGAGGGUCUGUAAGAGAUGCUUUGACUGAGAAUCCUGCAUUGCAGGGGGUUGGACUAGAUGACCCCGGGUGUCCCUUUGCACUCUAGAAUCCUACUUGAAAGCUGACUGGAGGAGGCCUCCAGUAGUCCACCAAACCGUCUACAGUGGUGACCGAGGAUCCCUUCCCAGCCUCCCACUUUGUCCCCUCCAUUUCCCCCUUCCUUUACACCCUGCUGUCCCCACCUCCAAGUGGAAGCCAGCUCAGCUUAGUGUGACGGGCAGGACGCAGAGGUUAAAGGUCACGAAGACCCCAGGAGAGGGAAAGGAGGGGUGGCGCCGGGUGGCGGGGGCAGCAGCCCACUGCUGCAAAUGUGGCUUGACAGGACCGAGCACCGACACAAGCACACACAGACUCCUUGCCAACUCGGGUGUUGCAGGUCAGGUGCCAAGCGGUCCGCUGCCCGCCUGCCUUCUCCGGACCCCGUCCCCCCAGGUAGCGGCUGACCGCUGGCCUUGUUUCACCAGGCCUGCGACUCGAGAAGAGAAAAGUUUCCUAAUCAGCCGAGACAAGAAGCACAUUCGCCCCCAGCAGUGACAUUUUUAGCAGGGACACUUGAAAAAUAAAUAGAAGCAAACGUGUUCUCUCGUUCCUCCCGCCAACAAGGUCUUUGCCUCUUGGACACUGCUGUUUCUUUGCUUAAUCUCCUCUUUUCUUCGCCCCCUCUCUGCCGCCCUUUUCUGACCCCCUUCCCUCCUUUUUCCGGCAAAUCACAAUAGCCUUUGAAUGCACAGCUUUGCACCUUGUGAAACACAUCACGGCCAGAGAAGCCACACAGAGAAUGGGUUGCACCCAUAAUCAGAGUAAAUCGCAUUCAGAAUAGGCUCGUUGGAAAUAUUGGAGCUAAGGUUGCCAUUUUGAGCAGAGGAUGCUUGUUACUAUUAUUCAUUAAUUUAUUUUUCCUCUUCUAAACCACCGUCUCAAAGCAACUGUCCUGUUUUUUUAAGGGACAUUUUUUUAACAGUGCUGUGAUGUUUUUAUUAUCCGUCUCUUAAGAAAUUCAUUUCCUUAUGUCAUUUUAAUUUUAUUAGCAUUUAAAAGCAUUCUGGUUGGUUUUUUGAAAAAAAAUAUUUAUUCUCUUUUCUGUUACACAUUCUCCACUGAUACAUAGACUGCAUACAGAAUGCAUAAACUAAAACAAUCAAAACUAAACAAAUAAAUAAUCUUGUGACAUUUGAUAGUUUUCUAACAACUGUCUUUUAUAUCAGCUUUUGGCUUUUUGCAUUUUAUCUGGGUUGUUUUUGGUUUGUGAAGACCACCUUGAGUUCUGCUCCAGGGAAAAUGCAGGAUAAUAAUAAUAAUAAUAAUAAUAAUAAUAAUAAUAAUAAUAAUACAUAAGAUAACAGAAAACAAGAAAUGCAUUUAAAACACACCAAAAACCCUAACAAGUUGACACUUGUGCUAAAGACUCAUCCAUCCAUCCAUUUAAUUAUUGUUCAUUUCAUUUGCGUGGACAGGCAGAGACCCCCCAACCCCAGGCCGGCUCUCACAUGGAAUAAAGACACAUAACAAUGUGUUUGUUGUUGUUCUUGUUUAGUCAUUCAGUCGUGUUCGACUCUUUGUGACCCCCUGGACCAGAGCACGCCAGGCCCUCCUGUCUUCCACUGCCUCCCGCAGUUUGGUCAGACUCAUGUUUGUAGCUUUGUAGAACACUGUCCCACCAUCUCGCGUCCCCUUCUCCUUGUGCCCUCCAUCUUUCCCAACAUCAGGAUCUUUUCCAGGGAGUCUUCUCUUCUCAUGAGGUGGCCAAAGUCUUGGAGCCUCAGCUUCACGAUCUGUCCUUCCAGUGAGCACUCAGGGCUGAUUUCCUUCAGAAUGGAGAGGUUUGAUCUUCUUGCAGUCCAUGGGACUCUCAAGAGUCUCCUCCAGCACCAUAAUUCAAAAGCAUCCAUUCUUCGGCGAUCAGCCUUUUUUAUGGACCAGUUCUCACUUCCAUACAUCCUAUUGUCUUUGUCCACGGAAUUUUCUUGGCAGGGAUACUGGAGUGGCUUGCCGGUUCCUGCUCCAGGUGGAUCACGUUUGGUCAAAACUCUCCACUAUGACCUGUCCAUCUUGGGUGGCCCUGCACGGCAUAGCUCAUAGCUUCUCUGAGUUAUUCAAGCCCCUUCGCCACGGCAAGGCAGUGAUUGCGUUAUGGGAUUAAAAUUGGCCACAACUUUAUUAGGUGUUUAUCCCUCCUUGGGCGUUUAUCCCUCCCAGUCCCCGGCCAGCGAGCUGGGGAACAUCAGGGAUAUCUAGAUUGAGUGGGGAUUGGGCUGGCUCUGGAGAACAUCUGUUCAAGCAGAGAGCCCCCCCCCAUUCGCCGCAACAUGGGGGAGACCGAUCACAGCCUCUCGACUUAUGGCCAAUGACUCCCCUCAGAGCAACCCCUUUAACGGGGAACCCUGGGAUUGCCGCCAUGGGGGGGCGUGGGUCCCUGCUUCACGCCCCCCCCCAUUUUAGGGAAGAAAGACUAAAGGAUUCCACCCAGUUCUGCUGUCUGCCUGCUGCCUCCCCCCCCCCAGCUGUAAGGUGGCUGAGGCCCCACAGCACGCGGCAGUGCCCAUAGGGACCGUGGCACCCAGCACGGGGGCCUCAGCUGUCCUGCAGCUGGGGGGGAGGCAGCAGGCGGACAGCAGAACUGCACGGUAUCACCCUGCCCCCGGGCACGCCGCACCAGGCACCCAGAAACCUUCCUCCGCCGCUGGCAGGCGGAAUUUUCAGAAGUCAGUUAUAUGGCAGCUCAUUUGGGAAGUGCUGAUUAUUCUUAUUAUUUUGCGAUUUUCCAUAAAAAGAUAUUUUGCAACAGAUCUGGCUUUUCCAUUUGUUGUUUGGACCCAGCACAGAGCAUGCAGGUCUCUGUGUCUCCAGCUUCCAGCUCAGCUCACAACCCUGACUCUGGCUAUUGUCCUACCUAGCAGACAGGUGAGGGGGUGGAGGAAGAACCUGCCAAUUGCCCGAGGGCCUCAUCGCUUGCAACCUGGCUCUUGCAACCUGACACAUUCUUUGGAGAAGCUUAUGAGGACAUCCAAGUGGCCAGCUGAGGGCCUUGUCUUAUAAAGAAACCAGUUCAGCAAUAGAAUCUGACCUUCACUGGGUACAGGACCCCCACCCCCAUGAAUUGGAAGGGAUGCAGGGCAUCAUCUAGACUGACCCCCUCUCCCCAAACCCACAGCAUCACAUCAGGAGCAGGUGAGCCUUCAAGGCUGUGGAGAAUGAAAUAUACUCAGAGUCGCAAAGUGAUUUCAUGCUCUUUAUUCAGCUCAUAGUGGUGAGGAGGAAUGAAUGUCCCCUCAAAGUAUCUGCUUUAUAUACAUUAUUUACACAAUGGGCUGCACAUGAUUGGUUAAUUCUGGAAUUCUACUGUAAGCCAAUCAGGUUGUGGAUUCACUUAUAUCUGGAGCAUGAUUGGGUGGUUCCUGCCAACCAAUCAUACUGCUGCAUUGUUCUUGGACCAAUCAGACUGCUGCAUUCUGAAUCCUAUUGUUCUAGGACCAAUCAGACUGCUGCAAUUUGGAUCCUAUUGUUCUAGGACUGCUGCAGUUUGGAUCCUAUUCAACUCAGUACAUAACACCCCUCCCCUCUAAGUUCCAGUCCUGCCCGGGAGGUCGCAUUCAUAGUCCUCGAGGUACGCCGGCGGCCUACGUGUGCGUUGCGGCCUGUGGUGUUCAGGUUCUGGCUCGUGUUCCAAGGAUGCUGGCUGUGAUGGGCCUGUUUGGUCUGGCGCAACCGGCUCGCUCAGUCGUGGUUCUGGUUCCGGUGUCCUUUCGGCCUCGCGGGUCCUCUCUGUAUUUACUGAUUCUGCCUCUCCUGCUGGCCCCUCCUGCUCUAUGGGCCUCACUGCCCCUCUGUUCCCUUGGGACUCCUCAGACCUUUCCUCCUCCUGGUUUUCUCCUGGGAAUCGUCGCCGUAUCUGGUCGCAGUGGCGGCGCCAGCAUUGCCCCCCAUCCGUUAGCACCUCGUACGACACGGGGCCAGUGACCCUGGUGACUGUGGCGGGUACCCAUGCUGGGCCUGCCCCAAAAUUCUUUGCAUACACUGGGUCCUGGGCCUCGAAGGUCCGGGGGUUCCUGCCUUCCCCCACCACUACCUCAUCCUGAGCUCUAUCGGGGUGAAGGCGGUCCAAUCUGAUUGCAAGGCGCCGACCCAUUAGUAGUUCAGCGGGGCUCCGGCCAGUCGUUGAGCUGGGGGUGCUGUGCUGUGCUAGGAGGAAUGUGGCAAGGCGGUACUCCCAAUCCCCUUGCGUCAUGCGGCGAAGGGUGUCCUUGGUGGUCCGCACCAUGCGUUCUGCUUGGCCAUUGGUGGCAGGGUGGAAUGGCGCCGAACGGAUGUGGCGGAUGGCGUUCUGCGCUGUGAAGGUUUGGAAUUCUCCUGACGUAAAUGCAGUCCCGUUGUCUGAGACGAGAGUGUCAGGGAGCCCGUGGGUUGCAAACAGCCUGCGUAGUACCCGGAUGGCUGCGGAUGUAGAAGUGGACGGUACCAGUGCGACUUCCAGCCAUUUGGUGUAGGAGUCCACCACUAUGAAGAAUGUUUUCCCCUGAAAGGGGCCAGCGAAGUCCACAUGCAGGCGUGACCAUGGUGCUCGGGCGGACUCCCAGGACUGGACUGGGGCCCUUGGGGGAUCUGGGCGGGAUUCUUGGCAGGCCUGGCAGUGUUUGACCCAGGCCUCUAUCUCUCCGUCGAUCCCUGGCCACCACACAUAACUCCUGGCAAGGGCCUUCAUUCUUACUACCCCUGGGUGUGUCUCGUGUAGGGCUGUGAGGACCCUUUUGCGGAGGGGCUGGGGAACAACGACCCUGCUUCCCCAUAACAGGCACCCCUUGUGGGCCGACAGUUCAUGUUUGCGGGUUGUGUAGCCAGCGAAUUCUGGCCCAGGGCUGCUGCUGGGCCAUCCCCUCCAUACCCAGUCCAGGACCCGGGAGAUGACCCUAUCUUUCUUGGAAUGGUGUGCAACUUCUUGUGCCUGAAUGGGGCGGUCGGGAAGCAGCUCCAGGCUCAUAACCUCUUGUGCAGGUGCUGGGUCGGGGCCUGUUUCCGGUAGUGGUAGCCUGCUGAGGGCGUCUGCAUGGCCCAUUGCCUUCCAGGUCAGUGAAUCAGUGCAUACUGGUAGCUGGCAAGGAAAAUUGACCACCUGAGGACGCGAGGAGACAGCACUUGGGGGGUCUGCUUUUCAGGGGCAAACAAGCCAAGCAACGGCUUGUGGUCAGUCACCACAGUGAAGGGCUGCCUGUACAAGAAAUCAUGGAAUUUUUUUACUCCCUUCACGAUUGCCAGACCCUCCUUGUCUAUUUGCGAGUAGUUCCGCUCGGUUGCGUUGAGUGUCUGGGAAAAGUAUGCCACCGGUACCUCUCUUCCAUCCGGGAGUUGGUGUCCCAGGACAGCGCCAAUGCCAUAGGGCGAGGCGUCGCAUGCUAGCACCACCGGCAGCCUCUCGUCGAAGUGUGCCAAGACCGAGUUUGAGACAAGCAAGUCCUUGACUGCCUGGAAUGCAGCCUCCUGGCGCUGGCCCCACACCCAAGGGGCCCGCUUGUCCAGGAGUCUGUGUAGGGGCUCUGCUACCGCCGCCUUGUGAGGAAGGAAGGAAUGGUAAAAGUUCAAUAGUCCCAAGAAGGCCUGAAGUUCAGUCUUGCUCUUGGGCGCUGGGGCAUCACAAAUGGCCCGUACCUUGUCCCCAGUCGGGUGGACCCCUUCUGCGUCCACCAUAAAUCCCAGAAAGUCCACCUGAGGCACUCCUAGUAGACAUUUUUCCCGCUUCACCUUGAGACCCGCCGUCUGGAAACGGUGCAGAACGGUGCGGAGGCGGUCCUCAAACUCCUCUGGUGUGGGCCCGGCAAUCAACACAUCAUCGAAGAAGGGGGUGACGCCAGGAAUCCCUUUAAGGAGAGAGUCCAUUAGAUUCUGGAAUAUGCCUGGUGCCACGCUGACACCGAAUUGCAGCCGCUUUACCCUGAACGCUCCUCUGUGCGUCACAAUCGUCUGUGCCUCUGCUGUGGCCUCAUCUACUGGCAGCUGUUGAUAUGCUUGGGCCAAGUCCAGCUUGCCAAAAUUUUCGACCCAGCCAGGGUGGCAAGGACAUGGCUGACCACUGGCACUGGGUAUGCGUGGGCCGUGAGGGCCUUGUUUAUGGUACAUUUGUAGUCUGCGCAGAUGCGGACCGAACCAUUAGGCUUGACGGGUGUGACGAUUGGGGUUUCCCAGGGGCAUUAGGCACCGGCUCCAGCACUCCUUGCUCCACGAGUCGGUCCAAUUCCUCGUCUAUACGGGGUUUCAAGGCGAACGGGACCCGGCGGGCCUUGAGCCUGACCGGUCGUACUGCGGGGUCAAGCUGUAGCGCAAUGGGGGCCCGUAUACUGUCCCAAUUUCCCAUCGAAAACCCCUGGAAAUUCCUUGCAUAUGGCGUCCACGUCCACUUGUAAGCUAGUGUGGUUCACCCCGGUGACAGCUAGCCCCAGUGGUCCAAACCAUGCCAAUCCCAGUAAGCUAAUGUAGGGGCCCUUGACCACAAGCAAGUCCAGUUGCCGCGUCCGCCCUCGGUAUUGCACCCUGAAGGUCCCCACCCCCAUUGUGGGGACCUUACGUUUCUGGAAGUCCCGUAGGGUGAAUGGGGCCGGCCUGAGUUUGGGACCCCCAGUAGGACACAGUUUCCUUAAGGUCCUUGCCGAGAUUAUGGAUAGAGUUGAACCCGUGUCAAGCUCCAUGCGGCAUGGGGCCCCCUCUAUCUGUACCUCUACAUAAAUUUUCUCUACGUUGGGGUGGGGCAACUGGUAUACCUGGCAGUCCGUGAGCUCCGUCGAGUUGCCUUGAUGCGUUGGGCCCCGGGACCUGGGGCUCUUGGAUUGGUCAUCUGAUGCCUGGUGUCGGGUGGGCCGAGCCCGACACACCCGGGCGAUGUGUCCCGAUUUUCUGCACUGCCUGCACUCUGCGUUGCGGAAACGGCAGGUCCUCCUCUCGUGACUCUCCCCGCAGCUUGCGCAGUUCCCUCCUUCUCGUCGAGGCAGCUGUGGUCUGUGCGCUGCUUGAGUGCGCUGCUGUACUCGGUGCACCUCCUCCCUGUCGGAUCCUGAGUCGUCUGUGAGGUCUUCGUGGUGGACCCUCGGUUGGGAUGGCAGGCUCGGCCGUGCCUCUUGCGUCGACCUCUCGGCAGCUUCCGUUGCCAGGGCCUCCUCCAGAGCGACCUGGAACGUUAGGUCCUUCUUAGCGUAGAGGCGUCGUUGCAGCUUCUCAUCCUUCAGGCCACCGACGAGGCGGUCCCGAAGCAUGUUCUCUAGCUCUGAGAAGUUGCAGAACCGGGCGGCUUGGCGGAGAGAGGUCACAAACCCAGUUAUGGUUUCCCCAGGGGCUUGCCGCUUUGCGUAGAAGGCAUUUCGACGAGCCACCACUGAGGGCUGCGGCGAAAAGUGCCCCUUCAGCUGUUCCAUUAUUGUUUUGUAUGGAACAGUAGCGACGUCUUCAGGCGCAAGGAGAGCCCGGGCGAUUUCAAACGUCUCCUCUCCGCAGACGCUGAAGAAUAUCGCCCUCUUCUUGGCGUCUUCUUCGUCGGUGACCCCUUUGGCUUCUAGGAGGAAGGUGAAACGGGAGGCGUACGCUUCCCAGUCUCCAGAUGCUGGGUUGAAUGGCGAGAAGCUGCUGUUGGCUGCCAUUCUGAGUUCCUUGUGUCCCGGAGCUGAAGCCUGGAUACACGGUGCGAGGCAGCGGUGCGGCAGGUGGCGGUGCUGCGGUGCUGUGUGUGGCAGUCAGCUCAGCGGGAUCCCACCUUCGUCGCCAGUGAAAUAUACUCAGAGUCGCAAAGUGAUUUCAUGCUCUUUAUUCAGCUCAUAGUGGUGAGGAGGAAUGAAUGUCCCCUCAAAGUAUCUGCUUUAUAUACAUUAUUUACACAAUGGGCUGCACAUGAUUGGUUAAUUCUGGAAUUCUACUGUAAGCCAAUCAGGUUGUGGAUUCACUUAUAUCUGGAGCAUGAUUGGGUGGUUCCUGCCAACCAAUCAUACUGCUGCAUUGUUCUUGGACCAAUCAGACUGCUGCAUUCUGAAUCCUAUUGUUCUAGGACCAAUCAGACUGCUGCAAUUUGGAUCCUAUUGUUCUAGGACUGCUGCAGUUUGGAUCCUAUUCAACUCAGUACAUAACAGAGAAGCUAACCAGAGAGCUUACUGGCUGUGGGUGGAUUUGAACCUGAGGCUUGCCUGUCAAAGCCAGCAGUUCCCUCCCUCUCCCGGCAUAUUCCUCGCCGGCGCCUCUGUACCCAGCAGUUUCAACAAGGCAGCGAUCUUUUACUUCCCGCAAAGCCCAGGAGGUGAAAGGCGAAGCGCCGGUCCUUAAAAGUCUCCCUGCUCAAGAGCCCUUCCACAAAUCCUUUGGCAUUCAAGGAGGCCGAUGACAAGAUGGCAGUGACUCAGGCUCUUUUGAAAGGCGGGCGAUAAAUGGAGGCGGUGAUAGGAAUGAGAUCCGGCAGACAGGUGGAUUGCCCCAUCAGGCAUCGAGAGAGUGACACGACAUCUCUGGGCCAAGACGAUAAUCGCCAACAUGGGAUGGGUGUCUGGUUUCAAUGCCUGCCACACCUUUUAAACCAAGUAGGGGAAAGGUGCCAGACCUAGCAUGCGAAAUAUUCAUUCGUUUGCUUUAUUUAUACCCCACCUUUCCUCAAGCGCAAGGUGGCGUACGUGGCUUAACUCAUCCCUUAUUUAUCUUCACAGCACCCCUGCAAAGUAGGCUAGGCUAAGAGAGUCACUCAAUCAGCUUCCGGGCUGAGUGAGGGAUUUGAUUCCUGGUCUUCCUAAGCUCAACAUCAAAAAAACGAAGAUCAUGGCCACUGGUCCCAUCACCUCCUGGCAAAUAGAAGGGGAAGAAAUGGAGGCAGUGAGAGAUUUUACUUUCUUGGGCUCCAUGAUCACUGCAGAUGGUGACAGCAGCCACGAAAUUAAAAGACUCCUGCUUCUUGGGAGAAAAGCAAUGACAAACCUAGACAGCAUCUUAAAAAGCAGAGACAUCACCUGGCCAACAAAGGUCCGUAUAGUUAAAGCUGUGGUUUUCCCAGUAGUGAUGUAUGGAAGUGAGAGCUGGACCAUAAAGAAGGCUGAUCUCUGAAGAAUUGAUGCUUUUGAAUUCUGGUGCUGGAGGAGACUCUUGAGAGUCCCAUGGACUGCAAGAAGAUCAAACCUCUCCAUUCUGAAGGAAAUCAGCCCUGAGUGCUCACUGGAAGGACAGAUCGUGAAGCUGAGGCUCCAAGACUUUGGCCACCUCAUGAGAAGAGAAAAGACCCUGGAAAAGACCCUGAUGUUGGGAAAGAUGGAGGGCACAAGGAGAAGGGGAUGACAGAGGAUGAGAUAGUUGGACAGUGUUCUUGAAGCUACCAGCAUGAGUUUGACCAAACUGCGGGAGGCAGUGGAAGACAGGAGUGCCUGGCCUACUCUUGUCCAGGAGGUCACGAAGAGUCGGACACGACUAAACGACUAAACAACAACAACUUCCAGGUCCUAGUCCUCAAUUAAUCCCCACAACAGCCCUAGGAGGUAAAAUAGGCUGAGAGGCAAUGACGGGCCUCACCCAGUGAGAUUAGGGGCCGAGCAAGGAUUUGAACCCAGGCCUCCCAGAGCCGGUCCAGGCAUUAGGCAGGGUGAGGUUGCUGCCUCAGGUGGGGUAAGCCCCCAGGGUGACACCCUCACAGGCGCCCCACCUGCCCUGAAACUGCCGCCAUCACCGCCGAUUUCAGGUGAGAUCAUUUUGGGCAAGAUCUCGCCUGAGAACCUGUGGAGUGUGCAAGAUCUCAGGGGAUUUGGGGUGAGACUGGCAUGAUCUUGCCUGAAAUUGCUGCCAACGGUGGUGCUGCUUCUCUGAUGCAGAAAUGGGAGGGCUACGCUAUGUCAGCAACAAGAAUCCUGGUGGCUAAGUAUUGGAAAGGGAAUCAGUUACCCACUAGGGGAGAGUGGCUAUGUAAGCCCUCAGAAUACUUAGAAUUAGGCAAAUUGACAGACAUAAUAAGACAAAAACCAAAAAGUGAAGUAAAAUAAAAUAAAAUGGGAGUGCCUAAAUGAAUACCUCAAAAGUCAAGGUUCGAGGACAGAAAUCUGGCUGAGUCUGGAAUAACCUUGUGAAGCAAAAGGAUAUGGAAGAGGGAUUUAUAUCUAGAUGUUAGGAUAGAGAUGACAAAGAAAACAGGAAAACAGGAAAACACAAUGAGAGAUAAAGGAGGUGCUGUGGGAUUGGUGGAAGUCAAUGUCUUGUUGUCGUUGUUUUAGUGUUUAUAAUAUUAACUUGUAAGAUAUGGAUUUGGGUUUUUUGUUUUUGUUUUGUUGUUGUUGCUUUCUUUGGUUUUUGAAUGUUGAUUUUUGUGUGUUGUAUGUUGUUAUUUUUCAAUAUCUUUCGUGUUGUUGUUAUGUGGAAAAUACUAAUAAAAUUUAUAUUAAAAAAAGGGAAAAAAGAAAUUGGAGGGCUGAACCUGGAAAAAUAGAGAAGAAGAAACCAAAACUCACAGACCUGUCAUGAGAACAUAAUAAGAGUCUUCUGGAUCUGGCCAAUGGCCCAUUGAGUCCAGCCAGCAUCCCUUUCUCCCAGUGGCCAACCAGAUGCCCAUUAUGGGAAACCUGCAAGCGGGAUUCGAACACAGAAGCGACUCUCUGCUCCUGUGGUUUCCAGAUCCAUUGCUUCCUCCAACUGUGGAGGGCCCAGCACUUCCAUCCUUGCUAGUAGCCAGACAGACAGACAUAAUUUUAUUUGCAAGCCACUGUUUCACAGUUCAAACCAUGCUCAAGGUGGCCCACACUAUGAAAAAAACCCAAGUGCAACAAAACAACAGGGGCCGUAAACAAUCAACAAAAUGUUGAAAAAUACAUAACUAAUUUGAACAAUUUCUGCAUGAUUCUAGAUUCAGGUAGGUAGCCGUGUUGGUCUGACGCAGUCAAAAUAAAUAAAAAAAUUGUCCAGUAGCACCUUAGAGACCAACUAGGUUUGUUCUGGGUAUAAGCUUUCGUGUGCAUGCGCACUUCUUCAGAUACCUGUACAGUGGUACCUCGGGUUAAGUACUUAAUUCGUUUUGGAGGUCCAUUCUUAACCUGAAACUGUUCUUAACCUGAAGCACCACUUUAGCAAAUGGGGCCUCCCGAUGCCACCACGCCACCGGAGCACGACUUCUGUUCUCAUCCUGAAGCACAGUUCUUAACCUGAAGCACUGUUUCUGGGUUAGCGGAGUAGGUAACCUGAAGUGAAUGUAACCCGAGCUACCACUGUAUCUGAAAGUAUCUGAAUCCGAACCUGUAUCUGAAAAUACCUGUAUCUGAAGUAUCUGAAGAUGUGUGCAUGCAGACGAAACCUUAUCCCCAGAACAAACUUAGUUGGUCUCUUAGGUGUUACUGGACAAUUUUUUAAUUUCUGCAUGAAUCACAACAGAAUCUAAAAUAAAGAUAUUUAUUUUUAAACCAACAGCAACAACCCUAUUGCAACAAACUACCCCCCCCCAACAACCGCCAUCCAAAACAACAGCCUAGCCCAGGCAUCUGUUCAAGCAUCAGUCUCAGCUUUUGUAGCUGGAGUCAGUCCGGACCCCACCCUCCCAGGCCAGGUGGGAAAGACCUGCAAGGCAGGGAUCAGGUCUUCCAGGACUCCCAGCUGAGAAGGUCUGCCAUCGAUCACCCACCCCUAAGGUCAGACUCUGCCUCAGCUUUGCUGUUUUGCAAGUCCGUUGUGUGUCCUCGUUGCAGCAUUCCUUUUCACCACCCUCUAGCUAAUCUGCUCUACAGAUCUUCCUCCAUCAGGAACACCUUCUCUGCGUUCCUGAGCCUGCCAGAUACUUUUCACCUUUGUUUGGGAGGGGAUGGAAUGUACGCAGCUUACCUGAGAAAGCAGGGAUAGAAUGGCCUCUAAUGAUACGUUGAGGCAGCACAUGAUUAUUCCUUUUAACGUAAUGAUUGUUUGUGCUGACGGGACCAGGAGAAGAUCUCCUGGGACAUGCCGUAUUCAGAGCAAAACCUUUUCUUCCUGGAGAUCAAAUCCACACUUAGGUAUUCUGUUGCGUGUCAACUCCACCUCUACCUCUCUUUCAAAUCAGAACCAGUAAAGGCGGUGAAGGUCCUGUGUGAGUGCCUGGAGGGGGUUGGAGGAUGGAUGGCGGCUAAUAGAUUGAGGUUGAAUCCUGACAAGACAGAAGUACUGUUUUUGGGGGACGGGGGCGAGCUGGUGUGGAGGACUCCCUGGUCCUGAAUGGGGUAACUGUGCCCCUGAAGGACCAGGUGCGCAGCCUGGGAGUCAUUCUGGACUCACAGCUGUCCAUGGAAGUGCAGGUCAAUUCUGUGUCCAGGGCAGCUGUCUACCAGCUCCAUCUGGUACACAGGCUGAGACCCUCCCUGCCCACAGACUAUCUCGCCAGAGUGGUGCAUGCUCUGGUUAUCUCCCACAUGGACUACUGCAGUGCGCUCUACGUGGGGCUACCUUUGAAGGUGACCCAGAAACUGCAAUUAAUCCAGAAUGCGGCAGCUAGACUGGUGACUGGGAGCGGCCACCGAGACCACAUAACACCGGUCUUGAAAGAUCUACAUUGGCUCCUAGUACGUUUCUGAGCAAAAUUCAAAGUGUUGGUGCUGACCUUUAAAGCCCUAAAUGGUCUCGGUCCAGUAUACCUGAAGGAGCGUCUCCACCCCCAUCAUUCAGCCCAGACACUGAGGUCCAGCACCGAGGGUCUUCUGGCGGUUCCCUCACUGCAAGAAGCCAAGUUACAGGGAACCAGGCAGAGGGCCUUCUUGGUGGUGGCACCCACCCUGUGGAACACCCUCCCACCAGAUGUCAAAGAGAAGAACAACUUCCAGACUUUUAGAAGACAUCUGAAGGCAGUCCUGUUUAGGGAAACUUUUAAUGUUUAAUAGACUAUUGUAUUUUAAUAUUCUGUUGGAAGCCGCCCAGAGUGGCUGGGGAAACCCAGCCAGAUGUGUGGGGUAUAAAUAAUAAAUUAUUAUUAUUAUAAUUCCUCCCAGCACAAUUACAAAACUGAAGAGCGAAGACUGACAUAAAUUCUCUAGUUUUGGGGAAGUGGUGUGAACUCUCUCUUCCUCUCCAUUCUGGGGCAUCUGUUCUGUGGGGCAGAAGAUCAGACCGUGUGUAGAGAUCACCUCCAGCCCCUCUGCCUUUGAACACCUGCCUGUCUUCAGCCUUACUUAAAAGAGCAAACUCCCAGGCGUGUGUUUCAGCCGCUGCAGCAACAGAGCAGAGAGUCCCCGGGCGCUUGCUGAGGCUGCUCCAGUGUUUAUCACUCACUGCAGUUGCUUCCUCCCCAAGGGCAAAGGGGGGCAGGGAGCAGCAACAGGAACAGUUGGCAAGGCUUUGAGCUAGCUGGCAAGGAAGUGCACAUUGGGUCAUCUGCGGAGAUGCGCGGCGCAGGUAGUUCUCGAGAAAGGUGUCGCAAUGGUUGUUGAUCCAGGUGAAGCUGCGAAACAAAAGAGUCCGAUCCAGGAACGAAGAGCGAACAGAGAGGGUGUGUCUGGAAGUGCUGUCGUUUUAAGAUGCUGUCACUCAACAGGCCUGCGAAACCAACAAUGCCCGGGCCAUCUCCAUAGCUUUUAUUUUCACGCUGUGUGCUCUCUGCAAGUUUCAAAGGUAAAACAGUGCCGUGAUGUGCUUGCCAGGCAAAGGACAGCGGCUGUCAGGAAGAUCAUGACACACGGUGAUACACAGAGACACAGGGAUGGGUCACUUUGGGUUCCUCCUCUCGAUUUCUCAUUAUUAUUAUUAUUAUUAUUAUUAUUGCCGUCUUAAGCUCAGAUCUCCACCUUUCCACACCAGUUUCUGGAUUUUUAGGCAUCAGCUCCAGUCUCUUUCUGGCCCUAGGAACCAGGACAUAUUGGCUUCCACGGAUGGGAAACGGAGUCUAAAACAUCUUGAGGGCAUAAUAAUGAUGAUGAUAAUGAUAAUAAUUUAUUUAUUCCCCGCCCAUCUAGCUGGGUUUCCCCAGCCACUCUGGGCGGCUUCCAACAAAAUAUUAAAAUACAAUAACCCGUCAAACAUUAAAAGCAUCCCUAAACACCCAGGAGGGACUCUCAUAUGAGAAAGGUUGCAGCGUUUGGGACUUUUGGAGAAAAGGUGAGAGUUCACAGAGAACCCCAUCGUUAUGCCCGAACACUGAGGUCCAGCUCCGACGGCCUUCUGGUGGUUCCCUCACUGCAAGAAGCGAGGUUAUAGGGAACCAGGCAGAGGGCCUUCUCGGUGGUGGCGCCCACCCUGUGGAAUGCAUUCCCACCAGAUGUCAAGGAAAUAAACAACUAUCUGACUUUUAGAAGACACCUGAAGGCAGCCCUGUUUAGGGAAGCUUUUACUAUUUGAUGCAAGAAACCCUCACUGCAAGAAACCAAGUUACAGGGAACCAGACAGAGGGCCUUCUCGGUAGUGGUGCCCGCCCAGUGGAACACCCUCCCAUCAGAUGUCAAAGAGAACAACAACUACCAGACUUUUAGAAGACAUCUGAAGGCAGCCCUGUUUAGGGAAGCUUUCCAUGUUUAACAGACCACUGUAUUUUAAAACUCUGUUGGAAGCCACCCUGGGGAGACCCAGCCAGAUGUGCAGGGUAUAAAUUAUUAUUAUUAUUAUUAUUAUUAUUAUUAUUACCUUUUCUCUAAACUAAAAAGUCCUGAAUGCUGGAACCUUUCUUCAGAGGGCAGUCCCUUCAUCCCGCUGAACAUUUCAGUGGUCCUUUUCUGAACCUCCUCUCUGAAUUCUGACCCUAUAUCUGAAUGUGCCUAAUGACCAUCCCUUUCCAGACCCUAAAAGGAGCUCAGAGAAGCCAUCCCCUGCUUGGCCUAUAAAAUGGUCCGACGCUCCUGUUCCCAGCAGAAGCUCAGUGCAACUUUACACAGGCAGUGAAAACUGAGAUGUCCCCAUUUGCAAAGGGAUUUUGCUAUUUUUAUGUAACGAGCUGAGCCCAGUGAGGAAACCUUUUGUUUCCUGGACAAAAUGCCUGAAUUACAGAUGAGGAAAUUUCAGUGGAUAAUCUCUAAAGCAAACAAGCCAGGAUAAGGGAAAGCCAAUCCCUUUGCUGAGCUAGAGAGGUGUUUUCUCCCACCCAAACUUAACACCUCUCCCUGCAGUUUUAUAACCACAACGAUAAGCAAACAAACAAACAAACAAACAAGUUUGCACUCAAAAAUAUUUGGCUGGAGGAUUUGUAUGCCAAACCUUGACUGGGGUUUCCGGCCACUUAAGAAAGACUCCCUUUUGUACACCUGGAGCAUUUAAGGGCAAGCAGGAAAUGAAGAACUGAAGAUUCCUGCCUUGCAGGGGGUUGGAUUAGAUGACCCCAGGCUCCCUUCCAGCCCUGCAGUUCUAUGAUAUAAAAAGGUCUUCAAGAGCAGCCCCUCUGAGUGUCUUUGGUUUCUGAUUUGAUUCCAGAAUCUCACACUUUUCCUUAAAGGUAAAGGUAAAGGGACCCCUGACCAUUAGGUCCAGUCAUGGCCGACUCUGGGGUUGCAGCGCUCAUCUCGCUUUACUGGCCGAGGGAGCCGGCGUACAGCUUCCGGGUCAUGUGGCCAGCAUGACUAAGCCGCUCUGGUGAACCAGAGCAGUGCACGGAAAUGCCGUUUACCUUCCCGCCAGAGUGGUACCUAUUUAUCUACUUGCACUUUGACGUGCUUUCGACUGCUAGGUUGGCAGGAGCAGGGACCGAGCAACGGGAGCUCACCCCGUCACCGGGAUUUGAACUGCCGACCUUCUGAUCGGCAAGUCCGAGGCUCUGUGGUUUAACCCACAGUGCCCCCCACGUCCGCUUUUCCAUAGGAAGUCCCUAUUUUCAUCAGAGAAAUGUUGGAGGGUAUGGAGUUAUGCGACCCCUGAGCCAAGGAGAUAAGCAACUAUACAGCCUUUGGAAAACAGCUGAAAGCAGAUCUGGAAGUUAUUUAAUAUUCAAUGUUUUAUUAUUUUAUAUGUUUUGGAAGCCGCCCAGAGUGGCUGGGGUAAUCCCGUCAGAUGAGCAGGGUAUAAAUAGUAUUAUUAUUAUUAUUGAUGUCCCUAUUUUUAUGGGAGAAAUGUUGGAGGGCAUGCAAGAGAUGACUACACCUGGAGUUGGCUCUCCCUGUCACCUUCCUCCUCCUCCUUAGCCUCAGAGUUGCCCUUGUAAAACUCAACAAAGGAGAGAGGAACAGAGCCAAAAAUCGAGGAUUAGCUGACUCCUCCUCUCAUUGGCUGCGCCUAGCAGUGCCUCUGGCUCCCCCUGCUGUUUGCCUCCCUGCCUUUUCCCCUAUCAGCCCCCAAAGGCUCCAGCUGCCAAUGCUUUUGCGUAGCUGGAAAUGAUGUAUCCUACUGACACCGGUGGCUCUUUCCCCCUCCUGGGCCUGCGUACUUUUGUUCCUCCGGCCUAACGCACCAUUGGCACAUAGCCACUGGAAAGUUGUCCUGCAGGAUGGACUAUUGCCUUCCAAAGACUGGAACACACCCUCCACCCCUGGUUUACGACGAAGGAUCACCACAGGCGACCACUUCGAGUGCAGCCUGUGCAAGGCGAACUAGCUGGCUAUCAUCGCCUCUUAAGCGACGAGGAAGCCCCUGGCAAGGGGGCGGAUGGGUGAUAAUUUUCCAUAAACAAGGCUGAAACGGCCAACUCAUUUCCCGCUUGCUCUACAUUAUUUUGUCAGUACAUUUUGCUAAGAGCUCUGGGUUUAAACAGGGCCUGUCUGUUCCUUGGCUUCUCGCGGAGGUAAUUUUCUUCUCUUGACAGCUUGUCCAACGUUCUCCGGUGCCAAGAGAGAGAGGAAGACGGGCUCCUUUUCUGCCGACUUCACUGCUGCUCCAACAAGCUGCUGCCGUUGUUCAUCUCCCUGCCAUGCGAAGAGGCUGGCUGGGGCUUCCGAGAUUUUCCUUCCAGUUCCAGACCAGUUUCCCCUGCCUGAUAUAAUUCCUUGA
Molecule: messenger RNA, 39457 nt
Organism: Podarcis lilfordi (Lilford's wall lizard)
Lineage: Eukaryota; Metazoa; Chordata; Lepidosauria; Squamata; Lacertidae
Source: the annotation of a GenBank genome assembly